Pollicipes pollicipes is the source of this 1875-nucleotide messenger RNA. RefSeq names its product tubulin alpha-2/alpha-4 chain. Lineage: Eukaryota; Metazoa; Arthropoda; Thecostraca; Pollicipedomorpha; Pollicipedidae. The record is from RefSeq and is a predicted model, not a curated record. Bases 60 to 1409 code for a protein of 449 amino acids. The transcript is spliced from 4 exons. Gene Ontology annotation, cellular component: microtubule. Gene Ontology annotation, molecular function: GTP binding; structural constituent of cytoskeleton. Gene Ontology annotation, biological process: microtubule-based process.
ACGCACGCGCGCAGGAACGGGGUCCGUGCAGGCCGGCAGAGAACACCACAGCAGAGACAAUGCGCGAGUGCAUCUCGAUCCACCUGGGGCAGGCGGGUUGCCAGAUGGGCAACGCCUGCUGGGAGCUCUACUGUCUGGAGCAUGGCAUCCAGCCGGACGGCCAGAUGCCCUCGGACAAGACCAUCGGCGGCGGCGACGACAGCUUCAACACCUUCUUCGCCGAGACGGGCGCUGGCAAGCACGUGCCGCGCGCCGUGUUCGUCGACCUGGAGCCCAGCGUGGUCGACGAGGUCAGAACGGGAACCUACCGCCAGCUCUUCCACCCAGAACAGCUCAUCACGGGCAAGGAAGACGCGGCCAACAACUAUGCGCGAGGUCACUACACCAUCGGCAAGGAGAUCGUGGACAUCGUGCUCGACCGGAUCAGGAAGCUGGCGGACCAGUGCACGGGUCUACAGGGGUUCCUGAUUUUCCACUCGUUCGGCGGCGGCACCGGCUCCGGCUUCACCUCGCUGCUGAUGGAGCGGCUCAGCGUCGACUACGGCAAGAAGUCGAAGCUCGAGUUCGCCAUCUACCCGGCGCCGCAGGUGGCCACGGCCGUGGUCGAGCCCUACAACUCCAUCCUGACCACGCACACCACGCUGGAGCACUCGGACUGCGCCUUCAUGGUCGACAACGAGGCCAUCUACGACAUCUGCCGCCGCAACCUGGACAUCGAGCGUCCGACCUACACCAAUCUGAACCGGCUGAUCGGCCAGAUCGUCUCCUCCAUCACCGCCUCGCUCCGCUUCGACGGCGCCCUCAACGUCGACCUGACCGAGUUCCAGACGAACCUGGUGCCGUACCCGCGCAUCCACUUUCCGCUGGCCACCUACGCGCCGGUCAUCUCGGCCGAGAAGGCCUACCAUGAGCAGCUGUCUGUGAGCGAGAUCACCAACGCCUGCUUCGAGCCGGCCAACCAGAUGGUCAAGUGUGACCCGCGCCACGGCAAAUACAUGGCCUGCUGCAUGCUGUACCGCGGCGACGUCGUGCCCAAGGAUGUCAACGCCGCCAUCGCCGCCAUCAAGACCAAGCGCAGCAUCCAGUUCGUCGACUGGUGUCCGACCGGCUUCAAGGUGGGCAUCAACUACCAGCCGCCGACAGUGGUGCCCGGCGGCGACCUGGCCAAGGUGCAGCGCGCCGUCUGCAUGCUCUCCAACACCACCGCCAUCGCCGAGGCCUGGGCCAGACUCGACCACAAGUUCGACCUGAUGUACGCCAAGCGCGCCUUUGUGCACUGGUACGUCGGCGAGGGCAUGGAGGAGGGCGAGUUCUCCGAGGCGCGCGAGGAUCUGGCCGCCCUGGAGAAGGACUAUGAGGAGGUGGGAGUCGACUCGGUGGAAGGGGAGGGAGAGGGUGAGGAGUACUAGUCGCCCCUCGCCUCUCUCUUCCCUCAACCUACGGCUUGUGCGCAUGCGUGCUCGAUUGCUUUUCGGUUGUCCCCGACCUUGCCGGUCUGUGAUCCUCGAUAAUCAGUCCAGCUUACUGACAAUGUUUUUACAGCCUUUCGUGUCGAAGCCUGUGUGUGAAGCCGCGAUCUCCGACCGAGAGCCUUGCCAGACCUCAGAGGGGAGUGGCUGGGGAACCACUAACUGCCUGUGAAAUGAUGCCGUGCCCAGCACGUCUGGCCUGACGAUCACGUGUCGUGGGUCCGUGUGGUGUGAGCACCGCCGCGCCCCCUGAUGGUUUUCUGUAUUGGUAGACCGAACAGACGUGCUCGGUUUUCUGCAUUGGUAGACCGGACAGACGUGCUCAGCUUCAAGCAAAGCCAAGUGGAACGCGUCACUCAUUCCUUGUCUCUUGAGAUUACGUCUUGAAUACAUUGCGAAGGUCUUC